AUGCUUCAAAUAUGGCCAUCAAUCUCUGUACAAAGUCAUUCAAACACACAACCAAUUUAUUCAUUAAAUCAACAUCAAGCUGCUGUAAAAGCACUUGCAUGGUGUCCUUGGCAGAAUAAUAUUCUUGCUAGUGGAGGUGGCACUGCUGAUAGAACUAUUCGAUUUUGGAAUUGUAAUACAGGUGCAUGUUUAAAUAUGGUAGAUACGAAGUCACAAGUAUGUUCUUUGCUUUGGUCUACAACGUAUAAGGAGAUUGUAUCUGGUCAUGGAUAUGCACAGAAUCAGUUAACAAUCUGGAAAUACCCCGCAAUGACGAAGGUCGCAGAACUUACAGGUCAUUCUAGUCGCGUUCUACAUUUAGCAAUGUCUCCAGAUGGUACUACAAUACUUAGUGCAGGAGCUGAUGAAACCUUAAGAUUAUGGAAAUGUUUCCUACCUGAUCCACACAAGAAGAAAGAUACAAAUGAAAUAAAAUCUGUUGCGUCUAGACUUAAGCAAUCGAUUCGAUAA
This is a messenger RNA of Bombus terrestris (buff-tailed bumblebee), 510 nucleotides long. RefSeq names its product cell division cycle protein 20 homolog. Bases 1 to 510 code for a protein of 169 amino acids. Gene Ontology annotation, molecular function: protein binding; ubiquitin ligase activator activity; anaphase-promoting complex binding. NCBI's taxonomy places the organism in Eukaryota, Metazoa, Arthropoda, Insecta, Hymenoptera, Apidae. Gene Ontology annotation, biological process: positive regulation of anaphase-promoting complex-dependent catabolic process; positive regulation of ubiquitin protein ligase activity; anaphase-promoting complex-dependent catabolic process. The record is from RefSeq and is a predicted model, not a curated record. Gene Ontology annotation, cellular component: anaphase-promoting complex. The transcript has 2 exons.